CAGAGCUGUGAAAACAGUAAAUAAAACGUCUGCUUUAAUUGAGUCCUUUGUCUCGUUGUUAGUAGAACCUGUAGAAGUUACGCUAUUUUCCUAAAACUGAAAAUGUUUUAGUUACUCAAUACUUAUGUUUGAAUUAUGCUGCGUCUCUGCGUAUGACACUUAUCCAUGCAUGACAAUUAAAAGUGCUUCUCCAUCUUGCAGCAUUCAUUGACGGAACAGGUUAUUUUGGCUAAACGUAUACUUAUCGAAGUGAAAGUGUUGCUCAGCCUACUAAUACGCGUCGCAAUUGGCAUGUGAACAAUGAAUGCUAGGACACAGGUUUUUGAAAUGGCACUUGAAGGAAGGCAAGUGGAAGAAGCUGUUUCAAGUUUGUUUCACACAUUGCUAUUCCAUAGAACUUUGGGAAAGUUUCACUACAAGCAGGAAGGAAAUUAUUGUGUAGGAACAGUUGGAUAUGAAGAUGCUGACUGUGACUUUGUUGACCUAACAUAUGUGCGAUGUAGUUCUGGUGACAUUAAAAAAAUUGUUCAUAAAGAAGCUACGGCAUUUAGCGAAUGUCUACGAUCACAGGAACGAGAAACCCAAGGCCAGGCAAGAUCUGGCCAUAUAUCGUUGACUUUCUACCAGAUAAAAAAGGCCAGGUGGCCAUUCCCAUCAGAAAGUAUUCCUUGGGAAGUGUGGAACCUAAGAAUGGAAAUAAUGACACUUGCUAGUGAAAUUGAACGGCAGCUAUACAGGGAAAAGGUUGGAGAAUUGUUGGCUGAAAAGAUCCUGUACAUAGCUGAAUCGAUGAAUCGUCCGUCUUAUGUGCCCAAGAUGCCCAACCAACCCGAGCUGGAUCUCAUCUUUGACACCAGUUUUGCUGAUAUCCAACCAUAUUUGUUCAAGAUUUCGUACGGAACAUCGCCACCGUCAACAUCGAUGGGUACCACCGUGCGUCGACUACUCAAGGACACCCUCUCUAUUUAGAGCUGUUGCUAUAAAAUUAAUAUUUAGGUUAAAUUUGAUAUAUUGUAAAAAAAACAUACAAAGAUGCACGAGGCCAUAGUUCAAUUUAACAUGUUCCAGCUCACAUUUUCCUGAUCACCCUUUAUAUCUUGGAUAACCCUCGCAACGGAUGUACAUGGGUGUUCACGUUUAUUCCGUGUCGUGGCUUUUGUAUAAAAUUGUGUACCAAGCAGUUUGUAAACAGAGUAGGAAGAAUUAUUCGCUUAUCUUCCUACCUCUGUUUACUAUGCGUUUUCAUGGCUGAAGUCCAAUGUUAGUCAAUACGUGAAACAAAAAGUGUCAUGUCAAGUUUCUAGGUUAACCUGUAGAACCAAAACCUAUGUUUCAAGGUGGAAUAUUCAUUGCUAUAAGAAAAGGGUCAAGUUUUAUUGCUCGAAUUGCAACACCGCUAUUUAAUGGGACAGUAGAACACGAUCGAGAUUUUGAGAGAAAGAAUAUAAACCUUUUAGAGUUUGUGCCUUAUGAAAAUAAAAACUUUAUAAAGCGCAAAACAUGAAAACAAAUCGAAAAAAGGAUGAAUUAAAAUACUGAAACGGUUCAAGCAGGGUAUUAGACUAGAAAAAAAAAACGGAGUUGGUGUUUAAAGCCAUAAGAAGAAUCAGACAUGGACUGAAGAACGAGCAAGUAGCAGAAAAAUGUAAGCCCCCCAGAAGUUAAGUAUGUUUGCAUGCCAGAAGUGUUACUAUAUAAAACACAGAAAUCAUAAUUCCGUAAGUUCAUAUUUAGAUAGAGCUUUAAAAUGUGAAUACCAGGAUUUUUGAGUGGAAGGAAUAAACCUGUCAAGAGAA
Molecule: messenger RNA, 1796 nt
Organism: Daphnia magna
Lineage: Eukaryota; Metazoa; Arthropoda; Branchiopoda; Diplostraca; Daphniidae
Gene: Atg101
Product: autophagy-related protein 101
Exons: 5
Coding region: 301-969 (222 amino acids)
Biological process (GO): autophagy; autophagosome assembly
Cellular component (GO): phagophore assembly site
Source: RefSeq, a predicted model, not a curated record